Molecule: messenger RNA, 1269 nt
Organism: Coccinella septempunctata (seven-spotted ladybird)
Lineage: Eukaryota; Metazoa; Arthropoda; Insecta; Coleoptera; Coccinellidae
Exons: 4
Coding region: 186-962 (258 amino acids)
Source: RefSeq, a predicted model, not a curated record
AGUCAAAAUCGUUGUUAUUCCUUAUGUUGUGCUUGUGAUAAUCGCAUCAUAGAAAUAGAGUCGACAAGAAGUGAAGGGGAUCAUUAUUGGGUACUAAUAGAGGUAUCACCGGGGUACAAUACGGCGUUGCGGUAGGGUGCCGGUUAGUUUGGUGCUCAUUUGAUUGGAUUUUAUAUGGAUUAAGGAUGUAUUUUUUGAAUAUCGGCAUUGCGAUCGUAUACCUACUACAGAUCUGCUCUGCCUUGAGAUUCUCCAGGAGACCUUUACCUACUAGCUACCUCCUGUCCAAUCAAGAUCUUUCAUUGAACUAUGAAGACACCCUCAACUUCAAUUUCCCCACUUACUCUUUUCCUGACCAUAAUUCGAUAGAGAAACCAGUUGAAGAGCCUCAAGAGUAUGUGCCACCUCAAUCAAUGGGAUCUGCCACCAUUCCCUUGAUACCGCCACCAGCUAUCCCCGUCAAUGCUGCAGCUUCAAAUGUUCCCAGCUCUAACGGAGCUGUCUACCUUGGAUCUGGAUCGAUUGGAGUGGUACAGCUGAGCAACGGUGCUUAUGCCCUAGGUUCAGGAUCACUAGGAUACUCUGAUGGCAGAAGUCAACCCAGGCCUUCAUCUAAAUUUCCGGUCUAUCCUCCACUGCCAGCCAGCCCCAACUUGAUCCCAGCAGCAGUUCCAAGUCAACCACAACCUGCUCCACCGUCUCCUCCCCAUUCAAGGACUCAGAGAUUUGAGUACACCUUUCCAGUAAUGCACAAUCACCUUCGGGAUCCUAACACUUACGAAGUUCUUCGACCUGAAACUGUGUCGUUCGGCACGGCACCUAGGAGACCCCCAAGACCGCCAAGGAUGCAUUUUGCCACCCCCACAUAUCCUGUACAAGCACAAAAUACUCAGUACACCCUAACAAUUCCUCCAGGAAUACCAGAUUCUGAUCCCAAUCAACAAUAUGUCCUAGCCCAUUAAGUCCCAAGUGUUCCUUUCCAAAGGCGUAAUGCAUAGGACUUGUAAAAUCGUCAAAUCACUGUGCUAUCAUAACAUAAUCCAAACAUGAAACAUUUAGGUCCGGUUGUACAUUUCAAACCAUAGCCGAGUUCAACAUUGAACCUAGUUGAACCUGACAAAACUGUACGGAAUUGUCGAAGUUGAGCUGAUUGGUUCGAACUUAAGCUCACCUUGAACUUGAACUGUACAACUGGACCUUAGUUUAGUGACGUUUCAAUAAUAAGUAAAAGUCAAAUAUAAUGAGUGAAACGUUAUCACGAUUUUUUGA